Centropristis striata (black sea bass) is the source of this 2385-nucleotide messenger RNA. Its product is annotated as transmembrane protease serine 2-like. The transcript has 15 exons. The coding region runs from base 1 to 2022 and encodes 673 amino acids. Gene Ontology annotation, molecular function: serine-type endopeptidase activity; protein binding. NCBI's taxonomy places the organism in Eukaryota, Metazoa, Chordata, Actinopteri, Perciformes, Serranidae. Gene Ontology annotation, cellular component: membrane. Gene Ontology annotation, biological process: proteolysis. The record is from RefSeq and is a predicted model, not a curated record.
AUGAUGAUGGGGCCCUUGAAUAUUGUUGCCCAGGGUAAAGCAAAAGCAGGGUUUGCAGUAUACUACCAGUGUUUACUGGGGAAGUCGUGUAAAAGUGGUGGAAAGUGUUUGAGCUCCUCCCAGUGGUGUGAUGGUGUGAAAGACUGCCCUCGUGGAGAGGAUGAAUCUCACUGCAGAACAGAAGAGGGGGAACGUGAGGCAGAGAGAGAAACAGACAGACAGGAUCAGAGCGCUGAAGGAAUUAGUGGGAAUUUCAAGGUUCAGCAGUCUCCCUCUUCGGGCAGUGUAACCAGUUCCAACAUGAAUAAUAAUCAGCAGAAUGCUCCCAUCUAUGACAACGGAGGGUUUCAGCAUGAUGAAGGGAGACCCCCACCAACCCCACAACCCCCCAGCAAUGUUGCCCCCCUCUAUGCCAAGGUAGGGUUUCAGCAUGAUGAAGGGAGACCCCCACCAACCCCACAAACCCCCAGCAAUGUUGCCCCCCUCUAUGACAACGGAGGGUUUCAGCAUGAGGAAGGGAGACCCCCACCAACCCCACAACCCCCCAGAUAUGUUGCCCCCCUCUAUGCCAAGGUAGGGUUUCAGCAUGAGGAAGGGAGACCCCCACCAACCCCACAACCCCCCAGCUGUGUUGCCCCCCUCUAUGACAACGGAGGGUUUCAGCAUGAUGAAGGGAGACCCCCACAACCCCCCAGCUGUGUUGCCGUCACUCCUACAGUAGACACCAACCACACUACAGCACCUGGAACCCCACAUGACACACCACAAGAGAAAGGAAAGAAGAAAUGUCAGCGGAAAUAUAUACUGUGUGGCUCUCUGUGUGCGCUCCUUGUCCUGGCGGUGGCCAUCCUGCUCUGGUACUUCUUAUACUACCAGUGUUUACAGGGGAAGUCGUGUAAAAGUGGUGGAAAGUGUUUGAGCUCCUCCAAGAGGUGUGAUGGUGUUAAAGACUGCCCUAAUGGAAAGGAUGAAUCUCACUGCUUUCGCCUCAACAGGACCAACUUCAUGCUGCAAAGUUACUCAUCUGCCAACCAGACGUGGUUGCCGGUUUGUGCUGACGACUGGAACAACAACCAUGGCAGAGCUGUGUGUGAGCAGAUGGGCUACAACAGAAGCCAUUACGUGUCCUUCACCCAGACCAGUGCAUGUUCUUUGGCAUCCAGAGGAUCCAUGAAGCUGAAGCCUGGUUUUUACCAUGGAUCACGUAUAAAGUCUCAUCUUGAACACAGCCAGAGUUGCUCAGCUAAUGCAGUCAAGCUUCAGUGUAUCGAAUGUGGACGGAGUGAAGCUUCCCCCAGUUCUGGUAUUAAGGGGGUUACAGACGCAGAAAAUGGGGCCUGGCCGUGGCAGGUCAGCCUCCAGACUUCAGAUGAACCUUCAGAUCAACACGUUUGUGGAGGCUCCAUUAUCAGCCCUUAUUGGAUCCUAUCUGCUGCACACUGCUUCCAACAUGACUCCGGUCCUGAAUCUUGGACGGUACGGUCAGGCGACGUGAGCUUGUCUAAGAUGAGGCUUAAAGAUGGCAACACAGUGAACAAAAUUAUCACUCAUCAACAAUACAACCAAGAAACUCAUGACAAUGACAUCGCUCUCCUAAAGCUCGAUACACCUCUGACAUUUUCAAGGACAGUGAGGCCAGUGUGUCUCCCCAACAUGGGUGUGGACCUCUCUGCUGGACAAAGAGCCUGGAUCACAGGAUGGGGAGCCUUAAGCACAGCUGGAUACCCUGACAGACUGAAACAGGCCCAGGUGACUGUUUACAGCAGAGAGACCUGUAACUACCCUUAUGUGUUAGAUGGAAAAGUCACUGAGACCAUGAUCUGUGCCGGCAAAGUGGAGGGAGGAGCCGACGCAUGUAAGGGUGACGGUGGAGGACCCCUGGUGAUUCAGCAGGGAGGUGUAUGGUGGCUGGCAGGGGACACUAGCUGGGGGAUUGGAUGUGGUUUGGAGGACACGACAGGAGUCUACAGCAAUGUGACCUAUUUUGUCAACUGGGUGUAUGAACAAAUGCAGAAUGAGUGACAGACCUGAAGACACCUCUUACAUUAAUCAGCAGCACUUUCUUCAUCACACACUUUAAAUCUCAAGCUCUGAGGGAACUUAUUGAUCAGGACGAUUUUCAUAAUCUGAAAGCUUAUACUAAUAAAAAAGGAUGUGUCAUUUCAUUAAUUUUUUAUAUACCUGUUAAUAACAGAUACAAUGUUAGUUGCCUUUACACAUCAGACAAGCGUCCUCACUGUCCAUUUUUAAAACUCAUCUUAAAACCUAUUUUUAUUCCUUGGCUUUUAACCACGCAUGAGACUCUGCUCUUGUUUUUAGUGUUUUAUGGUUUGCUUUUAUUUAUUGAUUUUUAAAUUGUUUUUUAAAAAGCAAUGAAUCUAUUUA